Messenger RNA from Saprolegnia parasitica CBS 223.65, 864 nucleotides. RefSeq lists its product as hypothetical. The record is from RefSeq and is a predicted model, not a curated record. Bases 1 to 864 code for a protein of 287 amino acids. The transcript has a single exon. Lineage: Eukaryota; Oomycota; Saprolegniomycetes; Saprolegniales; Saprolegniaceae.
AUGGAGGUUACCACGCGCCGCAUUCGCGCCCAAGUCGAGGUGUGCUACCUUGACGUUGCCGAGAAGCUUGUGCGCGACGUCAAGCAGAGUAUCCUUUGCGCUGCAGCCGAGGCCGAGGCUGCAUCCGAUGAACGAAGCGCGCGGUUUGUGUGCGCACUGCGUCUGUCGCUGCAGCGCCACCUCAAGCGCAGCGGGACGAGUGUCAUGGUGACGAGUCUGCCGGCGAUCUCCAGUGGCGUCUUUGACUGUGACGAUCGAGGGCCGUCCAUCUUCUCUUGUGACAGUACGAAGGGAAGUGCACUCAACGUGCCAGCAACGCUGUUGGGCCACGUCGACAAGCUCGCGAUCUUGUUGCGGCCGUGCUCGGUGUGGAGUGCCGAGAUGGCGGACAGCGCCCUCGAUCUCAUUCGCGACGAAGCGUACGGCGCGGUCGAUGGCAUUGUGCCGCGCUGCGGCGAGCCGUGUCCGUGGUGUCAAUGCCCCUGCACGAAAGCUUUGGGCCACGCUUCGAAGAGCGUAUACGAUCGACUGCACGACGCGCCACACCAGCCGUCGGGGCUUGUUGGUGCCUAUAAGUCGUCGACAGAGGAGCUAUCUCCAUACAGCUGUGCACAGUCGGUGGUCCAAGGCCGCUGGAUGAAGUACCGCGGCAAGUCGUCGCGCUUCAAGGACUUUGAAAAGGUCUUUCCAGCGUGGGCGACGCCGCAUGUGACGGUACAUUUGCCGCUGCGCGAGUACAUCUUUGCCGACUGCCAGGACGAGCUCGCAGACAUGCACGAUUUGCGCAAGUGCGUCGACAUGCCCGCUUCGUACGCUCACGACCUUGGUGACAUUGAACGGUCGCUGGAAGACUUGCUGCGCUAA